GCUCAGUGCAGAACUAUCAGAAAUGAUGCAUGUUGACGAGCCGGGUUUUAAGGCGGUUGAGCAUCUAGCACAGUGAUGACACUUAUUGAUUCAUUCAGCGCAUGUGUAUCCGUUUCCGUUUUCGAGUAUUCUCUUGUUCGGAAUUCCUUACUUAUCCGGAUGUACAUACUCCCGUAGUAUGCUUUAGGUGCAUACUCGUAAGAAGUAGUAUUUCGAAGAAACGGAAUCGUUAGAGCUUCAAACUUUUACUACUACUUCACUCUGUUUCAUUGCAAACAAGCCGUAUUAUAUUUGACCACUUGGCUAGUACGCAAGAGGGCUUGCCCGAAAAAUGGACCGACACCGAGCGAGCGGUGACGAGGAGGUGCCAGAAAGUAUUUCGCAUGGUAAAAGCGUCCCAAUCCCAAAGUCAAAUGAGGAAUUUUUGGUAGUUGGGCGUGACACACAAUUUAUUUCGUCUGCACUGCCCAGUGUAAUCGUCUGGACCCAGAGCUAGUGCUUCCGCAUCACCAGUCGAUGAAAUCUUCUUAUCUUGCUUCCAGCAUGUGCAUGACAGAUUCGGAGCCAUCACUAGCAGAAAUAAACGUUUUCCUUAUCCUUGCUCGUGUGGUGCACGAUGAGAAACAUUUUUGCUUUAGGGAUGCAGAUUUGGGUUUGCAGGAUGUUGACGUCGGGGUCGGCACGCUUUUUCACCGGAUAGACGGAGCAAGAAUGUCACCUGCGGCGAAACUGCGGCGCAUUGAUGAUGUAGUACCUCCUGGAGCUAGUGCGGCGUCCUCGUCCGCUGCCGCUUCGUCGAACGCUAUUGCGGCACACCAGCCAAGAUCGGUCCCGUCCUCUAAUCCCUCCACCAGUUCCAGUUCCUCUGGCAAAGGUAAACCCAGCACUCAGGGUCGUGGUCGGCAAGAGCCCAGCAAGCCGGAGCGGGGAGCAGAAGAUGACACCUCUGAGGCGAGCCAGCUGCAGCGCGCGAUGGAGGAGUCGCGAAAGACGUAUGAGUAUCAAGUGCAAAUAUCGAUCUGGGUCUGGAGGGAUGGAACUUGUGAUGCGCAUUUUGGAUUAGACGAAAAUCUGUCAUGCAUGGACAGCAGAAGCAGGUGUCGUGUGGUAACUUCUGUUCACCACAGUACGGAACUUCUCAUGCAAGAUAGGCAUCGGGAAAAUUUCAAUUUCUGCAAAUCUGUGAUGCUAUUGCUUGCAUGCCAAGUAGAAGGCAGCUUCUAGGUCUUCAUGCAAAAACAAAAAACUUCCGAACUCUUCCCGACCUAAACAUGUUCUGUUGCGUCUGAUAACGAAAACGACAACGAACGACGCGCACAGGGGGAACGUGAUACCGAGGCGCAGCUGAAGCGCGCGCAGGAGCUUUCGCAAAUGGAGCACCAGGAGCGUAUGAAGGGCGCGCGGCGUCUCGAGGCAAAGCUGCAGGCCGGGGGCCUUCGCGUCGUUGUGGUGGGCGACGACGGAAAUUGCGGCCCGCGGGCCAUC
Amoebophrya sp. A120 is the source of this 1485-nucleotide messenger RNA. Lineage: Eukaryota; Dinophyceae; Syndiniales; Amoebophryaceae. The record is from the annotation of a GenBank genome assembly.